This is a messenger RNA of Symsagittifera roscoffensis, 648 nucleotides long. RefSeq names its product platelet-aggregating proteinase PA-BJ-like. NCBI's taxonomy places the organism in Eukaryota, Metazoa, Xenacoelomorpha, Acoela, Convolutidae. The transcript has 5 exons. Bases 1 to 648 code for a protein of 215 amino acids. The record is from RefSeq and is a predicted model, not a curated record. Gene Ontology annotation, biological process: proteolysis. Gene Ontology annotation, molecular function: serine-type endopeptidase activity.
AUGACCACUGGAAAAAUAAAAUUUGACCCUUACGCAACAAGUCAUCCUACUAACGAAGGCACAUCAUACGUCCCAUUGAACCUCUAUAAAAGCACAGUACUGACCGCAAAACAUUGCAUAGAGAAAAGCUGUAAAGGGAAAAUAUCAUAUGGCAGUGUGAACAAAAAAGAUCCUAAAUACGAAAUUUUAUUUGACUGUGGGUCUAGUGAUGUAAUAAAACACUCGUCAUCCGAUUUGGCAAUCAUCCGAACGAAACGCACCCUAGACGGUUCAACUGCCCUCGCCAUUCCAGCUGGGCCCCUUAGUAUUUACGGCGAGAAAGUAGAACAUGAGACUUUUUCAGUUAAUGAAAGUGAGUCACCUCAGCCGUUGCAAGAUGUUUACCCGGUUGGGUGGGGACGGGCGUGUGAGGACCCUGGAGUAACUGCAAUUACCAAACACGCAAACCUAAUACCAUGCAGACAAGUGAAAGUGGCGCCCGAUGAUGUGUGUGCUUCCAAAUCCUAUGGACCCACUAUGUUCUGUGCAGGGGGCAUGACAGGGGGAAUGCCCAAAGAUGCUUGCUCAGGAGACUCGGGGGGACCUGUAGAAUGUAUGGACCGACUAGGUAUUUUAUGGAAUUACAUUAUAUGGACCAGCAAUCUAUGA